GAAUGUUAUCUGAAUAUAAAUGUUGCUUUCCACCAGACUGAAGAUAAGCAGCGGGCCUCGCAGCAGUUCUCCAAGCUGCAGGCAGCCAUGAAGGUUCUGGGGAUCAGCGGAGACGAGCAGAGGGCCUUCUGGCUCGUCCUGGGGGCCAUCUACCACCUCGGGUCUGCAGGAGCUACUAAGGCUGGCAGGAAACAAUUUGCACGUCACGAGUGGGCCCAGAAGGCAGCCUACCUGCUGGGCUGCACCCUGGAGGAGCUCUCCUCCUCCAUCUUCAAGCACCAGGCCAAGGGCACGCUGCCCAGAGCCAGCUCCAUCCGCCAGGCCUGCGACGAAAAUGGCACCGCAGACUCAGGAUCCAAGGCUUCGGGCAUGGACUGUUUAGAGGCCAUGGCAUCAGGGCUUUAUUCUGAGCUCUUCACUAUUCUCAUUUCUUUAAUAAAUAGGGCCUUGAAAUCCAGCCAGCACUCCCUAUGCUCUCUGCUCAUCGUGGACACGCCGGGCUUUCAGAACCCCCGGCUGGCUAAGCGUGAAUGCGGCGCAACCUUCGAGGACCUGUGCCACAACUAUACUCAAGAACGCCUGCAUUCCCUCUUUUAUCAGCGCACUUUCAUUCAGGAGUUGGACAGAUACAAAGAGGAGAACAUCGAGCUGGCUUUAGAUGACACCGAGCCCAGCACCUCCCUGUCUAUAGCAGUGGUAGACCAAGCCUCAAGUCAAGCACUGGUGCGGACAGUGAGGACAGAUGAGGCGCGGGGCCUGCUGUGGCUGAUGGAGGAGGAGGCGCUGCAGCAUGGGGGGUCAGAGGAAACCCUGUUGGGACGUCUCUUUAGCUACUAUGGGCCUGCCGAGGGCGAGAGCAAAGGUCACACUUUCCUCUUGAAGAGUGAAAAGGAUCAUCAUUUCCUGCUCGGCCACAGUCACGGAACCGACUGGGUGGAGUAUGACACCUGCGGGUGGCUGAACUACGCCAAGCUGAAUCCUGCAUCUACCAAUGCUACAAGCCUGCUCCAGGACUCCCAGAAGAAGAUCAUCAGCUCGUUGUUCAUGAGCCGAACUGCCGGAGCCACCGUUCUGUCCGGUUCGGUCGCUGGCCUUGAAGGCGUUUCCCAGCUUUCAUUGCGCCGGGCCACUAGCAUGAGGAAGAGCUUCACCACAGGGGUUGCUGCUAUCAAGAAGAAGUCCUUAUGUAUCCAGAUAAAGCUUCAAGUGGAUGCUCUCCUUGACAUGGUGCGCAGGUCCAGGAUUCACUUUGUUCACUGCAUAUUGCCCAAGGCAGAUGCCCUGAAGGCUCUGAGUGGAUCUCUGUUCAAAGCAGGCGAAUGUGAGGCGCAAGGGGAGGCUGGAGAUCCCGGCUUAAUGCAGCUCGAUGUAGCCUUGCUCCGUGCUCAGCUGCGUGGCUCCAAGCUGCUGGACGCUCUCCGGAUCUACAGGCAAGGUGAGGCAGCGGCCAAACUCACAUACUGA
Messenger RNA from Notothenia coriiceps (black rockcod), 1464 nucleotides. Its product is annotated as unconventional myosin-XVIIIa-like. Gene Ontology annotation, cellular component: myosin II complex; cytoplasm; myosin filament. Gene Ontology annotation, biological process: actomyosin structure organization. The record is from RefSeq and is a predicted model, not a curated record. The transcript is spliced from 9 exons. NCBI's taxonomy places the organism in Eukaryota, Metazoa, Chordata, Actinopteri, Perciformes, Nototheniidae. Gene Ontology annotation, molecular function: cytoskeletal motor activity; ATP binding; actin filament binding. The annotation marks the transcript as partial.